This is a messenger RNA of Alternaria conjuncta, 213 nucleotides long. RefSeq lists its product as uncharacterized. The record is from RefSeq and is a predicted model, not a curated record. Bases 1 to 213 code for a protein of 70 amino acids. The transcript is spliced from 2 exons. NCBI's taxonomy places the organism in Eukaryota, Fungi, Ascomycota, Dothideomycetes, Pleosporales, Pleosporaceae.
AUGACCGCCCCGUCCAAGCCAAAGCAAGCGCUCGAUUUCGACGGUGCCCUCCUCCAAGAACUCCAAGGCGAUCGCGAUGAGGAGAUGUGGGAUGAGGCGCUCGACUUCAUUGUGGAAAAGUUGCCUCGUAAUGAGUGGUCCAAGGGUGAGGGUGGGGUGAAAAAGAUAAGGAUGGUUGCUGAUGUUGCGAUUGUCAAGAAGGGAGGUUUGUGA